UUAAGAGAAACAAAAACAAGGCCUCAAUUAGUCAGGCUUGUUCAACUGAUAGCAAAGCUCGUGCAAAUGAUUCUAGCCAGGUGUCAAACACAAAAUUCGAUACGAAAGCAACUGACCUUCUUACCCGCGAUUUAAAGGCCACUGGUACCGUAGGCUCAGUACAGAAAUCUUGUGACUCAAGCAAUGGGUGCAGUUGCGUUGGUAAAGGAUGGGUUCAGAUUGUGGUUCGAAGACCAACCAGAGAUACUUCGUGGAUUUUGAGACUACAAAGUCGGCCGAAACUCGAUGAAACACAAACUUCACUACCAGCGAUGGGAAAGACAGGGAUUUAUGAAAGUUUAAUUUCAAAACAAUCCUUUGGUAAGCCCAUUUAUUUUCUCAAACCUUCCCAACCUUCAAUUGUGCCAGGCGUCACUAGAGUUGUCGAUGGGGAAAACUUUGUUGAAGUUUGCAAGUCAAAAGGAGCGAUUUAUUACUAUAUCGACAAUGGCUUGAUUGGUGAAGGUGGAUUUGGUGGAGUAUUCAAGGGUGAUGCCAUAAAAAGAACUAAAAAAACACCGGUUGCCAGCCGUUGCGUUGAUUUUUCAGGAAAACCAUCUGGUUUUUCAUUUACCAAGAGAUCGAUUUUGCAAUUUUUACAUUUGAGACAAAGGGAUUAAGAUUAGAACAGAAUUUUGCAACAUUGCAUGGGGAAAGACAUGAGGGGACUCAAUAAAUAAAUGAGAGACCAAUGGUAACUGAGGAAAUCUGAUAAUUAGGAAGUUUUAGAUCAAAGAGGACAUUAUAUUAUAAUAAUGAUUAGCCUAAAUCUAGUUUUUCCAUGA
Messenger RNA from Dendronephthya gigantea, 824 nucleotides. RefSeq lists its product as uncharacterized. The coding region runs from base 312 to 659 and encodes 115 amino acids. The transcript has 5 exons. NCBI's taxonomy places the organism in Eukaryota, Metazoa, Cnidaria, Anthozoa, Malacalcyonacea, Nephtheidae. The record is from RefSeq and is a predicted model, not a curated record.